Molecule: messenger RNA, 4404 nt
Organism: Pygocentrus nattereri (red-bellied piranha)
Lineage: Eukaryota; Metazoa; Chordata; Actinopteri; Characiformes; Serrasalmidae
Product: fibroblast growth factor 14-like
Exons: 5
Coding region: 781-1524 (247 amino acids)
Biological process (GO): positive regulation of protein phosphorylation; cell differentiation; positive regulation of cell population proliferation
Cellular component (GO): cytoplasm
Molecular function (GO): fibroblast growth factor receptor binding; growth factor activity
Source: RefSeq, a predicted model, not a curated record
CCAUACGAGCGUCGUUUGCGCGGUGAGCUCGGUGACGCGCACUUCUCCUCCACGGUGCCACACCCGGCGAACCGAGCGAAUAAAUAAGAGAGAAAAAAACUCCUCGGUGGUGUGUGUGUGUGUGUGUGUGUUUGUGUGUGUGUUUGUGUGUGUUUGUGUGUGGGACGUCUGGGCUCACUCCGAGCUUCUUUCACUCUCCACCGAGUGGGUGGGGGCAAAAAAGAGGAGGAGAGCAGUUAGAGAAAGUAAAAAAAAGAAAAAGGGAGAAGAAAUGCCUCUUUCCCCCAGUGUGAGCUGAAAGCCAGAUGUGGCGGGAUGUUUGGAGAGGAAUCGGUUAAUCCAAAUGCCAUUCGUCCGGAGCUGAACAACAAUGUGGAGGCAGCCACGCUGCUCGGUUAAGGAGUCGCCCAGAGGCUUCGAAGCGCUGCCGGAACGCCAGCGAGCCCUCGCCGAGGAAUUCAUGCCAGUGAGCGCCGGCUUACGGCGGUGGACGCGGCGUGGACAUCAUCAUCAUCACCAUCAGCAGCAGCAGCCACAGCAACGCGCUUUCCUGCCAUUCGUGCCGUCGAAACGCGGCGCUCGGACUUUGUCGGGCCGCCUGGAGAGUCCGCGCGAGCUCCGCUGGUGAUGAAUGGGGCACUAGACGGGGACCCAGAAACGAGAACAGCGCAGCGAGAGCGAACGCGAGCCAAGAGAAGGCAAUCGGUGCCAUUCGGAGGUGACCGUGGUCAGCGCGGUCAGCGUGGUCCGUCUGCGCGUUUGCUCGGUGGUCGGUGAGACAUGGCAGCGGCGAUAGCCAGCGGUUUGAUCCGCCAGAAGAGACAAGCGCGAGAGCAACACCUACACCGGCCCACCACCCACCGGCGGAGGAAGAGCCCCAACAAGAACAAGGGGCUGUGCAACGGAAACCUGGUCGACAUCUUCUCCAAAGUGCGGAUCUUCGGCCUCAAAAAGAGACGGCUACGGAGACAAGAUCCCCAGCUCAAGGGCAUUGUGACCAGGUUAUAUUGCAGGCAGGGAUACUACUUGCAGAUGAGCCCAGAUGGAUGUUUGGACGGGACCAAAGAUGACAGCACUAAUUCCUCAUUGUUCAACCUCAUCCCAGUGGGCCUUCGAGUCGUUGCCAUCCAGUCAGUGAAGACGGGGUUAUACAUCGCCAUGAAUGGAGAGGGACAUCUGUACACAUCGGAGCUUUUCACGGCGGAAUGCAAGUUCAAAGAAUCAGUUUUUGAGAAUUACUACGUCAUCUACUCAUCCAUGCUCUACAGACAGCAGGAGUCUGGUCGAGCCUGGUUCCUGGGUCUCAAUAAAGAGGGCCAGCCCAUGAAGGGGAACCGAGUGAAAAAGACUAAACCAGCCGCACACUUUCUUCCCAAGCCCAUAGAAGUUGCCAUGUACCGUGAGCCCUCGUUGCAUGAUGUGGGUGAAGCAGUCCCCAAGGCUGGAGUCCCUCCCAGCAAAAGCACAGAGCCGGUGGUCAUGAACGGCGGCAAGCCUGUCAGCAAGCCUGACAAGGAGACAUAGCCCUGCACCCCCACCUCCCCUCCCCUCUUGAGGGAGUCUCCACGUCCACAACUCUCAAAACAAAAAAAAACUCGCGCUCGGCUGUCUGUGGCUUUGAACCACGAGUAAUGACGACAAAGAAAAAAAACUCCCUCCUCUACCACUCUUCCCCCUAGAGUCUACCCCCUGGCACGAUUGAACUAAGGGGCGGGUGUGGCUGGAGGACAAGGCUGAAUUGCUUGGAAAGACUGCAAAGAGUGUGGAAGAGAUGGGAAAGGAGGUUGAGGAGGAGGGAGAGGAGGAGGGGUCCGCUGAAUGCUCAGCACUAACAAACUCUGUCAUUGGAAUGCCCUAUGCGAUACGGAAUGCCUUUUCAAAGCUCCCUUUUCUUUCAUUUCCCCUUUCUUUCCUGUGACAAUCCUCUGUGAGAAUGACAUAUUUUCAUCUGCCUCGUCUGGUAGCUUUUUGCCUGCUGACAGCUACCCACAAUUCUUCUGUUGGACCUUUCAUGUUACUGUUCUUUUUCUUUUUAAAAUACCACAGCACACCAGCAUUUGUCUGGAUAGAUUGUUGUACGGACACAAAUCAACUCUGUCAUUGUUGUUAUCUGUGUCUUGUUCGCCUAUGUUUUUUUUUUCCUUUUAUGUGUCCUUUCCAAUGACAUUGUAUUCUGUUAGCCAGUUUGUCCAGGACUGAGGAUUGUUGUGUGCUUUCACAUUACACAAAUUACGUCUAGAGUAGCUUGGAGAUGAGAAGAAGCUGUCCGCUGUGUCUCGCUUCCUUAGACAUGUUUACAAUGCGGCAACAUGGUAACGAUUGUUUGAAGCAGCAAAAUUAGAUAGAGGACCACCACUAUGGUUAGUUUAUCCUUUUUAAUUAUCAUUGUACUUGAAGAAUGGCUCACAGAACUGCAGAGAAAGUCGGCAAAGAUGCUACAGUUUGUAGUCGAAACCUCACAAGGACCGUCGAGAGACGUGGCAUCGAUAAUCUUGUCUUGCUAGGCAUAAAGGGUGGACGCGGCUCCUUCCCAAUUGAGCGCUAUACAUAUCACAGACACCCUUGAUUUUAUCUGCCAGUCUUGGCUCACUUACCUGACUUACAGAUUAUACAAGCCAUUUACCUCACUUUGGCAUCUGAAGUCAACAGUUACCGGCCUUUAAGGUUUUUCCCCAGUUUUGGGCUCCUUCUGAUAAAUCAGAUAAAUCAGGUCUUGUUGUAACUAAUAGGUGAAGCCCUCGACCAACGACUGCGAUUGUUUAUUGAAAUGCCCGAUGUAAAUAAACAAAAAUCGCAGUUGUCCUUAGCCAGGCCUGGAGAGGACAGCUGAAUGUAUAUUGAUGCUGUCGCGCAGGUCAUGGCCACGUUUCGAGAGUUGGACUAAAGAUAGUGUUAUUCUCUUUGCCUUUUCAUUGUAGCAGAAGAGGUGGCAAAAAAAUGGUAGCAGUUUCAACCUUAUAAAAGCAAGGGAAGGUGCGGCAUUGGCCCGCAGGUUGAUAUGAAAACUGUGUUUAUUUUUAAGAUGCUGUUUUUUACGCUAGAGUUAGCAGCAUGUCAGGACGUUUUUCAGGUUGGCUUAGAUUAUAAGUUGAUUAUUACUCCACAUAUAAAGGGAUGAUCAGUUACUGUUUAGCAUAGGGUGCUUCCUCAACGGCCUCCUUAAGGAGCAUAGUAGCAUGUUUGACUUGUUUUGAUGUUUGUUUCAUUUUGUUUUUCUCUUUGUCCACAGACGAGGUUAGAGCAUUUGUUCUUACCAUCUUAAUCCAUGUUUUUAAAAAAAGGGUAUUUAAAUAUCACUGUGCAUCAGUAAAGCUGUUUAUAGGACUUGGAGAUUUAGAGUACCUUGAAAGCAAUUCACAGUUAAAUAAUGAAACAUUUUCACCUUGCUUAUUUAACAGUUCUACGUUGUAAUCUGCCAUCUUGAGAGUUUUUUGUCAUUCUAAAAGCAAGUAUAGUAUUAUCAUAUUUAACUGUACUCCAUGUUCAAAUCGAUUGCACCAUGCUGUUCCACUGUUUUGCUGAAUUUGAGGCGUUUCAUUACAAUUGUUAUCUAUUUAGAGAUGCGAAUGCUGUCAUUAUAAUAUUAAUUGGCACACUUAAUUUCAGUGCAGAAUGAUGUUCCUGUUUAAAUUGCUAAAGAGCAACAUUAGUAAUUCAUCUGUUGGCUUUUAUGUUACUCCGUCAGCUGUUUUCUUAAUGGGAUAUCUUAGAGUGUCUAAAACAGUGAAAUAUUUUCUCCCAUUUACCAAAACGACUGAAGUGUUUUCCGUUUUAAAGCCGUUUCUUGUAUGCUCAUCCUAAAGUGUGCACAUUUCUUUCUGCUGGGCCCUCGUACUGUAUAUUUUGCCCUGCUGACCAGUGAACUGGUUCCAUAGAGGACUGGAUUUAUUUUUGUAAUAUGACUGCUAUGUAUAUGUACAAUCUUUGCUCUUCGUUUAUAUAUCCUCCUGUAAUGUUCCUCCCCCCAUUUCGUUUUCUUUUCCAUACGUAUUUACGUAUUUGUAUGUUUUCUUGUAGCCGUGGCCGUUCAUCUCACAUAGACGUUUAGGUCUCAGAGAGGACUCUGUUUUCCCUGUCUUUUCUAUGUGUCAAGACUAUUAAUGGCAGGAUGAUCUGUACUUUUUUCCCUUCUUUUUUUGUCUUUGGUUUCUUCUCUGGGGUUUCCAUACUUGGUUCAUCUACAUGUUUCAACUGUUGCAUGGUAAUAAAGGGGGAAGGCUAUUGGAGACCUGCAUGUGGUAGGCUAUGUGUAUCAAUACAAACAAGUGAUUUAAAAAAAAUGUUGGUAUGUACCGCUAAACUUUACAUACAGUACAUAUAUGCAAAAAGAGUCUGCACUGUACAGUUUAUGUCAAAUCCAUUGUAUACACAGAGAUAACAUAUUGAAUAAAUCAUUUAUAUAAA